This is a messenger RNA of Echinops telfairi (small Madagascar hedgehog), 2154 nucleotides long. It is a transcript of the gene ODC1, whose product is annotated as ornithine decarboxylase 1. The record is from RefSeq and is a predicted model, not a curated record. The transcript has 11 exons. Gene Ontology annotation, molecular function: ornithine decarboxylase activity. Lineage: Eukaryota; Metazoa; Chordata; Mammalia; Afrosoricida; Tenrecidae. Gene Ontology annotation, cellular component: cytoplasm. Bases 444 to 1829 code for a protein of 461 amino acids.
GGAUGCCCGUUAGUCACUAAGAAUUACUUUUUAAGAUUUAGUGGAAAUGGGAAAUGGCAGGGUGUUUCUAUGGUUACUCUUGUUGAGGGUGGUACAGGGUGUUGAUGGUAUUUUUUGAAGCCAUGCUGUCAUGAGAAUGCUGUGGAUUGCACCUCAGAGCAAUUGGAGUUUCUCAGCAGGGACUGGCUGACUAAUGGAGCACCCGGCCUGUGUGAUGCCCGGUCCUGGUGUUACUGAACACCGAGUGUUUGUUCCUAAGCUAUUUAGCCAGGUCUCUGUUUGUUUUCUCAGAACUGUUCCACUGCUGUGCCAAGGCCACGGGCCUGUUACUCUGUGAGGUUUGGAAUUCCUGGAGAACUGCCUUUGUGAACAGCUGGAAAUCAUUUAAAUUCGGCCCCAGCUUUCCAUUUUGCCUCGCUUCUGAGGAACGUCAUCAGGAAACCAUGACCACCUUUAGUCACAAGGAGCUUAACUGCCAUUUCCUGGACGAAGGCUUCACGGCCAAGGACAUCCUGGACCAGAAAAUCAAUGAAGUUUCUUCUUCAGAUGACAAAGACGCCUUCUAUGUUGCGGACCUGGGAGACAUCCUGAAGAAGCACCUCAGGUGGUUGAAGGCGCUUCCUCGGGUCACCCCCUUUUACGCAGUCAAGUGCAACGACAGCCGGGCCGUCGUCCAGACCCUCGCUGCCAUAGGGACCGGGUUUGACUGUGCCAGCAAGACGGAAAUACAAUUGGUGCAGAGUCUGGGCGUACCUCCAGAGAGGAUAAUUUAUGCAAACCCUUGCAAACAAGUAUCUCAAAUUAAGUAUGCUGCCAACAAUGGGGUCCAGAUGAUGACCUUUGACAGUGAGGUCGAGCUGAUGAAAGUCGCCAGGGCACAUCCAAAGGCAAAGUUGGUUUUGCGCAUCGCCACGGAUGACUCCAAAGCCGUGUGUCGCCUCAGCGUUAAGUUUGGAGCCACCCUCAGGACGAGCAGGGUCCUGUUGGAGCGGGCCAAAGAGCUGGAUAUCGACGUCAUCGGUGUCAGCUUCCACGUGGGGAGCGGCUGCACGGACCCGGAGACCUUUGUGCAGGCCAUCUCGGAUGCCCGCUGCGUCUUCGACAUGGGGACUGAGGUUGGUUUCCACAUGUGCCUCCUGGACAUCGGGGGUGGCUUUCCUGGCUCGGAGGACGUGAAGCUUAAGUUUGAAGAGAUCACCAGUGUCAUCAACCCGGCCUUGGACAAGUACUUCCCGUCAGACUGUGGAGUAAGAAUCAUCGCCGAGCCCGGCAGAUACUACGUCGCGUCUGCUUUCACCCUCGCUGUGAGCAUCAUUGCCAAGAAGCGUGUGCUGAAGGAGCAGGCGGGCUCAGACGAUGAAGACGAAUCCAGUGAGCAGACCUUUAUGUACUACGUGAACGACGGCGUAUACGGAUCGUUUAAUUGCAUCCUGUAUGAUCAUGCACACGUGAAGCCCCUUCUGCAGAAGAGACCCAAGCCAGAUGAGAGGUUCUACUCGUCCAGCAUAUGGGGACCGACGUGUGACGGCCUGGACCGGAUUGUGGAGCGCUGUGACCUGCCGGAAAUGCACGUGGGCGACUGGAUGCUAUUUGAAAACAUGGGCGCGUACACUGUGGCCGCAGCGUCCACUUUCAAUGGUUUCCAGAGGCCGGCCAUCUGCUACGUGAUGUCGGGGCCCUCCUGGCAGCUCAUGCAGCAGAUCAGGAGCCACGACUUCCCGGCAGAGGUGGCGGAGCAGGACGUCAGCACACUGCCCGUGUCUUGCGCCUGGGAGAGUGGACUGAAGCGUCACCCGGCGACUUGUGCUCCAGCCGGCAUCAAUGUGUAGAUGGCUGUAGCCGUUACCUGCAAGGUUAGCUUGAAUCCAGGGACCUGGGGGACCGUUUAACUUAAAGACUGCUAGUUUCGAACCGUCUUUCCUGAGUAGGGUUGGCACAGCUGCACGAGGAAGGCUAACAGAUGGGCUCACACUUACCCGUGUUCCUAUGGAAACUAUUUGAGUAUUUGUUUUAUAUGCAUUUCUAUUUACUUUUCAACAUGCGACUAAAGAGCGCGCCCAGCUGCUAGGCAAGCAUUUGUCGCUUGCUCAGGGGCAGAGUGGGUCCAAGGCGUAGUGUUGUGACCUGUUUUAAAAAUAAAGUUUCUUGAAAUAA